CCUGCCUGCCUGCCCGCCUGCUCUCUUCCUGGCUUGAAAGCCCCGGAGCUCCUGGACAGUGCCGCACUGUGCAGAGGCCUGGGAGGUGCUUCUGGCCACUUUCCUGGUGUUGCCCUCGUUCCCCAUGCCGUUUCUGCCCACCGGAGUUUUUCCCACUUGCAAGUGAACCACCCCUACCUAACCCAUGCUCCUCCCCAGGCUCAGCGGCAGGUUCCUACCCCAACAUGGCCUCACAAGCCCUGCCCCCUGGUCCCAUGCAGACCCUCAUCUUCUUGGACCUGGAAGCCACUGGCCUGCCCUUCUCCCAGCCCAAGGUCACGGAGCUGUGCCUACUGGCUGUCCAUAGAUGUGCCUUGGAGAGCAGCUCCCCCUGCCAGGGGCGACCACCUGCGGUGCCUCCCCCACCCCGUGUGAUAGACAAGCUCUCCGUGUGCGUGGCUCCGGGGAAAGCCUGUAGCCCUGCAGCCAGCAAGAUCACCGGUCUGAGCACAGCUGAGCUCGUAGCACAUGGGCGGCAGCGUUUUGACAACAACCUAGCCAACCUGCUCCUAGCCUUCCUCCAGCGUCUGCCACAGCCCUGGUGUCUCAUUGCACACAACGGUGACCGCUAUGACUUCCCCUUGCUCCGGACAGAGCUGGCUAUGCUGGGACUUGCGGGUGUUCUGGAUGGUGCCUUCUGUGUGGACAGCAUUGCCGCCCUGAAGGCGCUGGAGCAAAGCAGCAGCACCUCGGAGUGUGGCCCAAGGAGGAGCUACAGCCUGGGCAGCAUCUACACUCGCCUGUAUGGGCAGGCCCCCACAGACUCGCACAUGGCUGAGGGGGACGUCCUCACCCUGCUCAGCAUCUGCCAGUGGAGACCACAGGCCCUGCUGCAGUGGGUUGAUGCUCAUGCCAGGCCCUUCAGCACCAUGAAGCCCAUGUAUGGAGUCACUGCUUCCUCUGUGACCAACCUGAGGCCACCAGCUAUCCAAACCAUAGCAACCCUGGCCCCGACCAGGAACACUAGUCCUAGCCUAGAAAGGAAAAGACCCAAGUCUCUUCCUUCAACAAAGGUCCCUGGGACCCCAUCUCUGGAAGGGCUGGUGGCCCCACUGGGGCUGCUGGCUGUCCUGACCUUGGCAAUUGCUACACUUUAUGGACUAUUCCUGACCACACCUGGGCAGUAGACUGAGAAGAAAACUUGACAGAGAUCCCCUCAGCACUAAGUGGUAACUGCCCCACACCCUCUUUGGCACUUUGCAGCCUGGGACCAUGGGAUAGGCGACAGGCAUAGUCUUUUUCCCUCUGAGCUCCAAUAAAAGCAGGCAAAACACAGAAAUACAAAUAGUGGGUGGAACUGGGCCUGGUGCCAUAUGCCUAUAAUCCCAGCACUCAGGAGGCUGAGGCAGGAGGAUCACCAUGAGUUUAAGGCCAAUCUGGGCUACCAGUGAGGGCAGCCUGAACUACAAUCCCUAUCUCAAAG
This is a messenger RNA of Octodon degus (degu), 1462 nucleotides long. It is a transcript of the gene Trex1, whose product is annotated as three prime repair exonuclease 1. Gene Ontology annotation, molecular function: nucleic acid binding; 3'-5'-DNA exonuclease activity. Gene Ontology annotation, cellular component: cytoplasm. Bases 225 to 1166 code for a protein of 313 amino acids. NCBI's taxonomy places the organism in Eukaryota, Metazoa, Chordata, Mammalia, Rodentia, Octodontidae. Gene Ontology annotation, biological process: DNA catabolic process. The transcript has 3 exons. The record is from RefSeq and is a predicted model, not a curated record.